Molecule: messenger RNA, 2712 nt
Organism: Mesorhabditis belari
Lineage: Eukaryota; Metazoa; Nematoda; Chromadorea; Rhabditida; Rhabditidae
Source: the annotation of a GenBank genome assembly
AUGUCCAAUGAAAGAAGUGAACGCAAAACGUUGCAUCAUCGUUUGAAGGCAAACACAAAUAUCCCAGAACCUCAUCGCACACAUCGGAAACUUAUAACGGAAAUUUGGGUGAACAGUCAAAAGUCAAAAGAUGGGCAGUCAAAAGAUGAACAACUGACACUAAUAUCCGAGAUUGUUCACCUCAUCGUCGGAACAACCGAGAAUCCAUUUGAAGCAGCCAUCGAAUUGCACAAGCAUUCCUGUGACUACAGUCUUGAGAACAACGAUCGAAUAGCUUCUAGAAUUCUAUUGUAUUUCGAGAAGUGGUUGAACAAGCGCGAUGAUCGAGAAACGUUAGAGAGAAAGUUUCUCACCAUCGAUUUACAGAAAAUCGCCUUCGAUGUCGCAACGAAAGAGACAACGAUUUCAUUGCCAGAAAUUUUCAAAAUAUUCCGAAUUCAUGAAGAAAAUCAAUCGGAGCUGAAGUCUUUCUUGAAUUCACAAAUUCAAUUGUUAUGUAAUCAAUUGAAAUUCAAAGAAUCUCUGCAAGUGGUCGAUACUUUAUCGUGGCAUGAAAGAUAUUCGAUAGAGCUAUUCCUUGUCCCGUGCUUUCUGCAAAGUCGUGCUCAUUUGGUUGAAGAAUUUCUGAAGAAAAGUCCAGGACUUAUGUUUCAUUUUGUACAAUGGUUGGAUAGCUUCGUUUCACUGAGACGCACACAGCUUGCUGAAAGGCUGAAACGAUACAAAGAACUGGGAGUGAUGCCGGUAGAGGAGCUACUUUACGAUAAAACAUUGGAGAGAUACAUCUCGAGACUGCUUUGCGCUUAUAAAAUCGAUCCUAAACUGACGCCGAAUUUCACAAGAGCGCGACUGCACAAGAGAAUUAUAUAUGUAAUUCAAAAAUUUUUCCAAUUCGAUACUCCUAAAACAUUCGAGACUCGCUACAACUACUUUGGGAAUUUGUUUAAUUGCGUAAAAGAGGACAAUCAAAUGAAACGCUUUCUGCUCGUCGUUUUACUGCAAAAGGGACAUCACUUUGUGGGAGAAGCGACUUGGUGGAUGCUAAUGUUGAGGGCGGAGAAUGCCUAUUGGCUUCCUCACGAACUUAGAACUCUUAUUCAAUCUAAUCCAGUUUUUGUUGCCCAACAGAGAGAAGAGAUAAACAAGUUCUGUUUACUGAUCAGACAAGAUGAGACGGCGAUUCCAAAAUUUCUUCACGGAGACUAUUCGAUUUGUUUAGUGGACAACUCAAAGCUCGAUCUCUUUCGUCAAAUACCAGAUUUACUUUUGAAAGAACAACUAAUUGGCAUCGAUGCUGAGUGGGAGCAGGGAGUCGCGUUUGACAAAAUCGAUCUGUUACAAAUUGCUUGCUCAAAUUGUGUUUAUUUGCUCGAUUUCGUCUCAUUGAUCCGAUUUUCGACGCUGAACGAAUGGCGAGCUUUACUUGAGGCUUUGCUGACUGGACCCGCUAUUAAAUUGGUGUUUUCUUUUGAUCAAGAUCUCAUCAAUCUCUUCAACACAUUCCCUAGUCUAAUCGAUUUGAAAUCGAAAAUGACAAAUGUCUUUUGCUUGAAUCGGCUAGCAAACAAAAUAAUAAAUGCGAAUAAGAAUAUAAUUGAUGUAUCUGAUCUGGAAAGUAUUUCAAUGUAUACAGGAAUCGAUGGAGAAAACGUUAUGAAAAAUCAUCAAUUCUCGCUAAGCUAUCUCUACAAAAAAAUUGUCGGAAAAGUUUUAGACAAAGAGCAACAGACAUCACCGUGGAGUUAUCGACCGCUUAGCUCGAGACAAACUUUCUAUGCAGCUCAAGAUGCCUAUUGUUUACGCGAAAUCUAUUUUGAAUUACAAAAAAGAAUCAGAGAAGCAGAUCUGAACUUUGAGAGCUUUUUCCUAAAUAACAAGGGAGUAUUGAAAAGACCGAAAGCUGAGAAACAAAAAGUCGACGUUGUGGUCGAUAUGGAAAAGCUUGAAAAGGAAAUGAGAGAAUUUCUCGUCGUAACUGGAAAUGAGCUGGCUGAAACGCGGAGUUUAAAGCUGAUUUUCGAUAAAGGCUUUGGCAAUCUUGAGACUUAUUUGCGACAAAUGGGAGUCGAUGUCCUGAAAAUAAGUGGCGAUCUGACGGCUGCUCAAUUAGCCGAGAGACACCCUGAUCGACACCUUGUUACCAAUGAGAAAGCGUUUGGAAAAAUGAGCAGCGGAAUCAAGCGAAUAUUGGAGAAAAGAGUGUUCUUUCUCAGUGCACAGCCGAUUCCACUGAUCGAAGCCGCUGAAUUGAUUUUCAAAAACUUCAUGCUACUCCCGAAACGAAGCUACCUUUUUUCGCGUUGUAUGCAUUGCAACGAGUCAUCACUUCUUUUGAUCCCUCGUCCGAUUCUCCACUUUCUGUAUCAUUUCACCGUCGAGGUUCAGGGGAUCUACGCAAGAGAGGAGGAGUUUUUCGUUGAGGAUUGGCUGCCAACACUAGAAAAUCUAUCGACUGAGAGAUUUGGCGUUGAAGCAACGGUCGAUUUCAUCGAAGCACCCUACAAAAUUGUAGCAAAAUGUGUGAACGGAGACAUCGAUUUGAAUGCUGGAGUGAUAAUCGGAAAGAAUGGGAGAAAAUCGGUCCAGAUCGCUAUUCAAAAAUGUCCAUCAAACGUUUUUCGCCAUUCGACGAUCCCCUAUUUUCACGUUUGCAGUGGUUGUGGACAAGUUUUUUGGAACGAAGCGUUGGGAAGGUUUCAAUCUUUGGGAGAU